UUUGGAGGAUUAUAAGGAGGGAUUCCUGUAGACUGGCUGCGCCCCAGUCUGGGGCUGGGGCGAUACUCAACCCUUGAUUCGACGAACAUAGUCGGAAUCAUCGGGUCUAGUAUCCAGACUACCAUCAUUGCACCAGUGCAUAUAUGGGCGCUGCAUACUCCCAACUGUAAGCCACGCUCCGUGUGACAGGUCCUGAUAUUUUCAGCGAAGGUAGGGGACAUCAGGGAUUUGAAACAGCCCUCUAGGAUUCUACAGCGUGAACCAGGAAGUGGGAAAGUGCCCUUUUCCUCGAACAAAGCUGUUUUUGCUUCACCUCUUUGACAAGAGCUGAACUAGAUCCUUUCUCACGAUGGAUGAAGAGUACGACGCGAUUAUUUUGGGCACAGGGAUUAAGGAAUGUAUCAUCGGUGGACUGCUGUCUGUGUCGGGAAAGAAAGUGCUUCACAUGGACAAAAAAACGUACUAUGGUGGCGAGAGCGCAUCUAUAACACCGCUUGAAGAUCUGUUCGCGAGGUACGGCAAGCCGCAGAGUGCAUUUGACGAAUCCUACGGAAGAGGCAGGGACUGGAACGUAGACCUCAUCCCCAAGUUCUUCAUGGGCAGUGGAGACCUUGUCCGAAUGUUGAUACUCUCUGGUGUGACCAGGUACCUGGAGGUGAAAAGAGUCGAGGGUAGUUACGUGUUCUACAAGGGCAGACUGUCACCCGUUCCCGCGUCUGCUAGGGAGGUGAUGGCAUCUCCUGCGCUUUCUUUGUUAGAAAAGAGGCCCUUUCAGGAUCUUAUCAACUGUGUGAUGGAGUACACGGAAGAGGACGGGGUGCCCAAGGAAGGCUACGUGAAAGGGAUGAAAACAGGAGACUUCUUCAAUCUCUUUGGCGUCUUUAACUUGCACGAUCUCAUUGGUCACGCCAUGGCUCUUCACCCGGAUGAUGAUUACUUUGAAAGUCCAUGUGAAGACACCGUGAAGAGGAUAAAGCUGUACUUUGACUCUGUUCCUAUAAACGGGAAGAGCCCGUACCUGUAUCCAUUGUAUGGCCUAGGGGAGCUACCGCAAGGCUUUGCCAGGUUGAGUGCCAUCUACGGGGGUACCUACAUGCUGGACAAGCCCGUUGAAGAGAUCGUGAUGGACGGCGGCAAGGCGGUCGGGGUGAAGUCCGAGGGAGAGACUGCCCGCACCAAGCUUGUGGUGGGCGACCCGUCCUACUUCCCGGACCUGGUGAAGAAAACCGGACAGGUGGUGCGAGCAAUCUGCAUCCUGGACCACCCUAUCUACUCAAUUGGAAACGAUCCGACGUCGACCCAGAUCAUCUUUCCUUGCCGUCAAGUGCCGGGCCGGGAGUCAGAUAUUUACGUCUGCUGUGUGUCGUUUGCACACAACGUGGCCUCCAAAAAUUUCUACAUCGCUACAGCAUCCUGCAAGGUGGAGACAAAUGAUCCACUGAGCGAGCUUCAAAUUGCACUAGACCUCCUGAAGCCCAUCAAGGCCCAGUUUGACUCGGUGUCAGACCUGUACGAGCCCAUUAACGACGGCACAGACAACAAGAUCUUCAUCACCAAGUCGUACGAUGCCACGACUCAUUUCAAAUCUACUUGCAGUGACAUCAAGGACGUCUACAAGAGGGUGACAGGGGAAGAUGUGGACUUAACCGCAGCUGACCCCAGUAACCUUGAAGAAGUCAGCCAGUAAACUUCCCGCUGCAUGCUUGGGACUAUAAUAGUUGAAACCCACUGCAUUCUCGAUUCCCUCUAACCCAUACCCCCUGCUGCGCACCGUUUUUUGUGCAUCGAAAAAUCAAGCUUUGCCAAAUUAAAUUAAAAAAACCCGAAGGUUAAGGCCUCUUUCUGUGCAGGGAAUCCCACACUGCAAAAACUGGGGUGUUAAAUUAACCCCCCUCCCCAUGUUAUCAACACUUUUCACUGGUGUUAAACACCCUAUGAUGUGGUCAUCUGACGAAAACGUUUUGAUUUUAACACCACAGUUAUUGCAGUACGCAAGAGUACGAUUAACUGUAACAUUAGACCGUACUCGGAACAAAAGACCAAGCUGCUGGGAAUUGCCAACUUUUUUCCAAUUUUUUCAAGGCGGCAGGCCUGGCUGAAAUACUUGGGCGUCAAUAGAUGUGUCCGUCAGAUCCGAGUAAACCUGAGACAGUUAUUCAUGUGGGUGCAAACGUCCAGUAAAUGAAGCUAUGCUUUUGUGAAGAAUUUUGAAAAUGUAACAUCUUGAAAACCAUGCAGUUUUACGCCAAGCAACUUCAAAUUACACCCAGCAGCAAGGGGUUAACCUUAAAAGAGUCAGUUUUUAAGCCAAUCUCACAGCUGGCGGGAUAUUCCGCCCUCUAAGAACUCGGCUGUGCCAGGUCCCAUAUUUUUAAGCCUGGCAUGUUUGCAAAGACAAUCCUUAUCAUUACACAAACCGCAAGAACGUUAUGCCCCAUUUGUCCAAAAUUGGUGUAAAAAUGACCGAAAUGAGUUACUCUACAAAAUCUAAGGGCUCAUCUCCAGAGAAAAUUGCACUACGGUGAUAUCGGAAAACAUGCCGAGGAGGGGGGGAUACCGUCCCGGCUCUUUUAGGGUUAAUGCUGGAUGCCUCUGUAGGUUCACUUAUCUCGGAGAAGAAAUUCUCCAUGCAGGCGCUGUAACUUGUGAGAAAAAGUAGUAAGUAGUAUGUAGGCCUACACUGGUGCAGUGGCUUUAUUAAGUCGCCAGUCGGUACCAGAAGGUGCCACAAAAAGGAUAUGAAAUGGUAUAUUGGAUACAAAAAUACACGGGGCCUUCUGUUUUUCUCUUUGGUUUUUUAAGGCCAUUAGAUAACAGCAUGCUCUAAAGUCAUAAGGUCGGGCUAAGACAGGCUACUGGCGUAUAUGCAGCAGCUUGGAAUGUGGAUUAUCAUAAUGUGGAUGUUGAGGCUGUACGCCGGUCGCUGAAACCAUUCACUUUUAGUUAGCUGUUCAAUUCGAAUUAUCGUCCAAUUUAGGAAAUUAAUGCCUUUUGUUUGCAUGCAGAUAUAAUGAAGUACAACACAAAACAAAUACGAAGAGAAAAUUAACCAACUUUACAAAGGACCUCAUUUACAGAAAAGAUGAUAUAUCAUUAUAAAUAAUCAUCAUUAGCUACAGCAUAACAAACCACCUGACUCUUCAAUAACAAAAAUAACUCUAUAUCUUUACAUCUUUCAUAAGUAGAAUGAGGAACAAAAGAGUUGGAAAAGCGACUUGUUCUGGCCCUCAUUAACUGCCAUCUGCGCCUACUUCUUAGCUUUAUAAUAAUGACCCUUUAAUGGACGGGAGCAAUCGGCUACAGUUGCACUGGCCUAGGCAAGUACCCGUUCUUUAUGUAUUUGAUUAAAGAUCGACGUCAUAAAAUUCAUGAUAGUAACAGCUUACUUCGUAACUCUGUGCAGUUUCUACCUGUCUAGCUGUUUCGCGUGUUCAUACCAUACAGUGCUAUCAUGUGCUAUGGUACUCAAACGCAAAAUCCUCGCAUCCACAUCAUUGAAAAACUUACGUUUUCUAUUAAAAGGAAUCACAAUCUUUGGUUACACUUCAAGAGAGUAGCCUUUGUUUGAUUCCACCCAACGCAGGCGAUCUUCCAUUUCAGUACCCAAAUAUCUGUAACAAUGUACAAUACGUUCUCAAUCGAUUUGCCAUAUAAAUACAACGAGGACAUGCAGUAGGGUAAAAAACUUUCUUCAUCCUAAAACAAUUAUCAUUUCUUUCGUUUUCUUUGUGUUCAACACUAAAUGAUUUACCAUGCAUUUUUAAAAAUCAAUCAGUUCCAGUAACAAUACUAGUGUUGCUUUUAUACUAAACCGGGGAGAUGUGUAGGCCCUAUUUCAAAAAGGUUUGUUUGUGUCGCUGAGUGAAGAGAACAGAGAACAGAAGUCAGCGCCAAACAGCCGGGGUGACGUGAAAUUGCCCCUUUGUGUCGAGCGUAUUUACAAAAAGCUGUAUUGUGGCCCCUUAAGCCAUGGACCAGUCAUUGUGUGAUAGUUACUUUGAUUUAAACCGGCAAGGGCGCAUAUUGAAAUUGGAGGACUGAGGACUGUUAUUAGGUUAAUGAUGAUGCGACCGUCAGGUGGCCAAUAAAUAGACCUGCAAAAUGUGUUCAGCUGCUGGCUUCGUGUAGCACACCAAGUCGACCAUGCUUUCUCCACAUGCGCAUUUAUGGGGUGCACCGGUUGACAUUUACUGCCUGAAUUUCGGCGCCCGCCUAAUUCUAUAAGUACAUGCUACAACAACUGACAUAAAAUUCCCUGAUGACAUAUGAGGGUCUUAAUACUCAGACCCAUGUUGGUGCGUUGUAUUCGGAAAUUUUUCAGCAGUAAUGCAAAUUCACUUAGGUAUUUUUGCCCCUAAGGAAAGGGUGUAUUUAUGUCGUUCGUUAGAAUCAUUUGGGAGUUGGAAACACAAUUAAUUAAAAUAAAACUAAAAGAGUAUCUUAUAUAGUUUAAAUUAUUAAUUUUUAGGUCAUUUGGAACCAUUUUCUAAGUAUGCUUUUACUGUGGGUUCGGAAACAUUGUGUGUCUAUUUUUUCUUUCAUGUAGCUGACAAACUUAUUUUGAAGCUGAACAAGACAGUAAUACCAAUUAUUUCAAAAAGUCAUUCUUGUUGGUUUAAAUUAUGUUAUGGUGAAAACGCGGCCAUUUAAAAAAAAAUAUUUCGGUUGGCUUUUUGGCCACUUUUAUUUAGAAAAAAGUCAUGCCUUCUCAUAAUUAAUCACAUUUGCUUUUAUUAUGUUCAAAAAUGCGAUAACCUAACAGCAGAAUCUUCAAAUCCAUCUGAGAUAACAAACUUGCCGCUUGCAACAAAGGGCGCUGUUCAUUGGUUGAACUGCGCGUACAUCAGCUGUCCUCGGAAAAGCUCAGAUGUCUCUGCGUCCACACCAUGACACUUUCAUGCAUCAAAGGCACAAUUCUAGAUCUGCUUCCACGUGUAAAUACACACACGUAACACAAAGUAUCCACUUUCUCUAUCGAUUAGGAAACAUUGUUCAGGUGUAUUAAGAAGACAUUAAUGUAUUGCUACUUGCGUGUAAUGGUUGGGUAACAAGGUCAAUGGCGGCCCAUUUAAAAGUUGUAGUUUUAACUGAUGUCUUUUCACUCUCUCUGGGAUGCAUUGGUAGUUUAUUUGUUUGAAAUUCGUGUACUGAAAAAUCACAGUUAUUUUCAAGGUGGGUUAAAUAGCUAUUCAGCUCUUUUUCCAUUCAUUUUUAUUAAAUUAAACAGGCCAAUAGUUAAUUUUCGGCCUAAAGCAUAUUCUCUAAACUUACAGAACAAAGUAGUAAUUGCACGGGCAAUGACAGGGAUAUUUAUACUUUUUAUUUCUUAUAAUAUCUAGUGGGCGUCGUGCCAUCACAUUUUUUGCUUGCACAUUCUGCAUUUGCCAAAGUUCAUGGAAGAAUUCCACUGACGUUUGCUUGAAUCUUGAUACGCCCAAUGUUGUGAGUAUGUGAUACAGAUUAGGAUUUUUUAAAGGAGGGAUUUUGGGGGGCACGAUGAACUGAAAGUUAUGAGUGUAAAAUAGUGACGUCAGACCUGGUCAGUUCCACACCUGCACGUAAAGAGUAUUAUGAAUUGGAUGAUCCUGUGCUGAUUUUGAGUAUUUAAGGUUAAAGUACGUACCUGAAGAGUGGAGUUUGGAAGCUAGCUUUGACAUUUGGUGUGAUAUGGCUGUGCUAUAACAAAUUUGGGACAUGCUAUAGAUACCUUUUUUUCUGACUCUGAAUAUAAUACUCAUUUUUUGACUCAAGGCUUUGUUUUGGAUUACAAACCAGAUUCAUAGGUUGAUGCAUAUUUUAACAUAAUAUUUAGAUGCUUAUUGUUUUUGCGUAUUGAUUUUUGUAUUUGAUUUGCUGUACUGACGAUUGCAGAUUAAACCACACCCAUACGUACCGACACACCAACACACAUACCAAUGCAACCGUCAUUUUAACACUUGCAGUAAGUCACAACUCGCCAUUAAAGUGGUAUGAUACAAGGGCAAACAUGUUUGGAAAUUCUUCUGAGAUUAACACGUCACAGCUACUUUAAAAUAACAAGGUUUUGCACUGUAAUAUGAAAUUCAGUAGGCUGUGUUUGUAAAUUGUUUCUUGUUUGAAAAAAACCAAAUGGUUAAGAGUUGAAUAAAACUUACAAGGGGCUAA
Messenger RNA from Acanthaster planci (crown-of-thorns starfish), 6144 nucleotides. RefSeq names its product rab GDP dissociation inhibitor alpha-like. The record is from RefSeq and is a predicted model, not a curated record. Gene Ontology annotation, molecular function: Rab GDP-dissociation inhibitor activity. NCBI's taxonomy places the organism in Eukaryota, Metazoa, Echinodermata, Asteroidea, Valvatida, Acanthasteridae. Gene Ontology annotation, cellular component: cytoplasm. Gene Ontology annotation, biological process: vesicle-mediated transport; protein transport; small GTPase-mediated signal transduction.